This is a messenger RNA of Mercurialis annua (annual mercury), 968 nucleotides long. Its product is annotated as vesicle-associated membrane protein 722-like. Lineage: Eukaryota; Viridiplantae; Streptophyta; Magnoliopsida; Malpighiales; Euphorbiaceae. Gene Ontology annotation, cellular component: membrane. The coding region runs from base 154 to 819 and encodes 221 amino acids. The transcript has 5 exons. Gene Ontology annotation, biological process: vesicle-mediated transport. The record is from RefSeq and is a predicted model, not a curated record.
AAAUGAAGCAUUAAGCCUUUAAUUUAUCUUUUUCCCCAAAAGCGAAAACUAAACCUCCUCCGCUCAUUAAACCUCUUGCUCCUCUUUCCCUUUCACUGCCCAUAAAGCUGAGCAGCAAGGAGUUUGAAAUCACAGAAGCAGAUCUCUCCAAAAAUGGGUCAGAAAUCUUUGAUCUACACAUUCGUGUCGCGGGGAACAGUGAUUCUUGCAGAGUACACAGAAUUCAGUGGCAAUUUCAAUUCCAUAGCUUUCCAGUGCCUCCAGAAACUCCCUUCUUCCAACAACAAGUUCACUUACAACUGCGACGCUCACACUUUUAAUUACCUCGUCGAUAAUGGCUUUACGUAUUGCGUAGUUGCGGAUGAAUCAGCAGGAAGACAAGUACCGAUGGCUUUUCUGGAACGUAUCAAGGAAGACUUUAUGGCAAAAUAUGGCAGUGGAAAAGCUGCAGUUGCUCCUGCUAAUAGCCUGGACAAGGAAUUUGGCCCGAAACUUAAGGACCAUAUGCAAUAUUGUGUUGAUCACCCUGAAGAGAUAAGCAAGCUUGCAAAGGUGAAAGCUCAGGUUUCAGAAGUUAAAGGAGUCAUGAUGGAAAAUAUUGAAAAGGUUUUAGAUAGAGGGGAAAAGAUUGAACUUCUGGUGGAUAAGACUGAAAACCUUCAUAACCAGGCACAAGAUUUUCGUAGCACGGGUACAAAAAUCCGGAGGAAAAUGUGGCUGCAAAAUAUGAAGAUAAAGCUUAUUGUUUUGGCAAUAGUGAUUGCGUUGAUUCUCAUCAUAGUCCUUUCAGUUUGCAAAGGUUUUAAUUGUGGAAAAUGAGUGGUGCCUCCAAAUGGUUUUUGUAUUGUGAGAGCUUUUGCAAUAUAUUGUGAUGACACCGUGUGUAGCAACAAACAACAAUUUGUAGAACAAAGUAACAUUUUCAUUUGCAUGUGAAUAAGAAAACCUAUAUACUAUUGUGAUAUCAA